CUACUAAUUCAAACUAGUAGUAGUUUUUCUCUUGGUUAAGAUGGUGCUAACUAUUGUACAAUUAGCACCGUAGCCGUUCCCCUUUUUCCACACUUGCUCGCACGUGUUUGUUUAUGAAUGUGCCUUUACUUGUGAUGUGAUUAAUUAAUAAUAACUUAAAUUAUAGAUCAUUUUGGGCCAUUAGGUCUGAUAAUAAAUUGGAUGCAAUGGUUGACUAAAUUAUCAUAUUAGCUUCUAUGAUAAUUUGGGAUCCUAUACCUAGCCCCGGUAUAAUAUUUGGAAUUUUACAAUACUAUAUAGUAUUGGUGCUAUAGGUUUUUGCCUUUAUGGUACAACUUGAAAAUUAUACAUUUAUGUAAUGGUACAACUUUGGAUUAUGCCUAUAAUGUUUGUACAAAUUCUUUUAUGGUACAACUUGAACUUGUACCAUCACAUAAUGAUACAAAUUCUUUUAUGGUACAAUCUAAACUUAUACAUUUCAUGUUAUGGUACAACUUUAAGUUGUACAUUAAAGCACCAAUACUAUAUAGCAUAGUAGAAUUGCUCGUAUAAUAUAGGUAAAUGCUUUUAUUCAAAGUGAUUCUUCGACAAGUAAAUAAAAUAUUUUCAUCUGGUGAAAUUAUUUACCACUUAUUUUAUUUUUCUAGCAUUGCUAAAGACUUUGAAAUAUCAUUUAUGAACUAUGUUUUGAUGGAGAAUAAGUUUACUUGAUAAAAAUGUAUUAUCCUCUUAUGUCGUCAAGAAAAUGAGUGAUCUGAUGUGCUCGUUUUGGAUAACCAAAAUGGAUGCUUAUUGCCUUAUUUUUGUGUAAUUACACUUCCCAAGAAACGCGAUAUAGUUUAGUUACCCGUUAUCCAAAUUAUUGUUUUUUUUUUCCCGAGCAAUGCCAAGAGAAUAGUUACAAAUAACACUACCCACAAUCCCUUCCUAUCCCACUAGCUAGCCACCCAACAAAAUCAAAAGAAGCUAAUUCUAACCGGGACAACAACAGGGCUUUGCGUGCCACUCUAUGAGCAGCCCAGUUGGCUGUCCGCGGAACAACUCUACAGUCUAUACAAUGAGGAAUAGACUGAAGAAGAAAAUGACAAUCUCUAAGCAGCGGACCACCAAACGAAUCCUCCACCACACGGAGCUUGAGCUGACGGAUGACCACUUCUGCAUCUCCUUCAAAGAUGACACGAGAUGUAAAAGUUACAGGGCUCAAUUUAGCGGGUUAACCCAAUAAAAACUCAACGCUAAAACGGUGUAAAAUAAAUCCUGUAUUCAUCCCAAACUGGAACCCUUCUGGGCUAGGCGUUGAACGACCAUGGGCCCUAAACCCAUGUAACAUCCACUUCUCCAGUUUCAGGUUGUAUCAAAGGAUCCGUUCCGACCAAAAAUGAAACGUGGUUGGAUAUUGGGGCCCAACUCGCUCAAGUUGCUUUCUUCUCUGCUGCACUGGGCCACAGCUAUGGCUGAAAAUUGGCCCGACCCGCCUCUGACCCUGUCUGAUCCGCACCUAAAAGGUCAAGAUGUAUAACUGACCCGCCCCGAUCCUGUUUUUUUUAUGAUCCUGUCUGACCCUUUAGGGUCGGGGCGGGUCAGGAAGGGUCGGGUCAGUGGGUCGACCCUAAUAAAUAGACUAUUUUUCUAAAAAUUACAAUUUGGCACCCGAAUUUAUUUUGUCUUACAUUUUAGUACCUAAAUUUUAUUUUUUUUUACAAAUAAGUCCCUAAAAUUUGAUGGUAAAAUUACGUUUGGUACCCAAAUUUUUUAAUUUUUACAAUUUAGUACCUAAACUUUUAAAAUUUUACAAAUAGGUCCAACAAGUUUGUAUGAUGCUAAGGGUCAUAGGGUCAAAAAGUGACCCGACCCUAAGCUGACCCGACCGUAAAUUGACCCUAUAGACAAACUGACCCAGCCCGACCCUCCGGUCGGGGCGGGUCAAUGGGUUUUAAGGGUCAAACUUACACCCCUAGCCACAGCAGCGCAUCCGGUCGUGCAUGCGGGUCCAUCUUUUUUACAUAACUUAGGGGUUGGUUUGGUUUUAGUGAUUGUUUGGUGGGAAUAGUUACAAUGCAUGUAUUGUUCACAAUGCAUUGUUUGUUUGAUUUGACAUAAACUAUCACUCAAAAUGAGCGAUAGUUAAUUCUCAAGUUUUUUAGAUAUUGUUGAGAUUGUUUGGUGAAGAUUGUUGGGGUUAUUUUUUCUUCCAACUAUGUCCCUACCUUUUCACGUGUGUUACUUUUUUAUAUUAAGAGCAAAUGGUAAAAGUGACAUUCAUCCAAAAAGUAAUACAACUUGUUUAAAUACUACAAUAACUAUCACAAAAACCAAACGAUGUAAACUACAAUAUACCAAUUUUCUUAUAUACAUGCAUAUUAGAAUACAUACAUUGAUGAAAAUCCAUCAAUUUAACUAUCAACAAAAUCAAACGAUAUUCUGAAAGAAAGUUAACCAGAAAAAUAUCUACGUAAAAUUGAAAUUUCCCGUAAGAGAAGAAAAAAACAAAAUAACCUUAGCAAAAUCGGGGAAUUUUAUGCUUCGCUGGACAUAAAUGUUGGUGGUUAAUCACAUUUUACUAUUGUUAUUUCAUUUUUAUAAAUGUUCAAAAGUCAU
This is a messenger RNA of Linum trigynum, 2598 nucleotides long. Lineage: Eukaryota; Viridiplantae; Streptophyta; Magnoliopsida; Malpighiales; Linaceae. The record is from the annotation of a GenBank genome assembly.